AUGCUCAAAUUAUCGCAAACAGAAAAACAUUUUAUUAUUGAUGGUGUGGAACAAAAUAUGAGAAAUGACGGCAGAGCCCGAUUGGACUAUAGAGACUUUUCUUUAGAGACAGGAAUUGUUUCGCAAACAAACGGAAGUGCUCGGGUUAAACUUGCUAAUCAUACAGAUGUUCUUGUUGGAGUUAAAGUUGAAAUUGGAGAGGUUGAUCAAGAUUUCCCUGACCAAGGAAGAUUAGAGGUUCAUGUUGAAUGUUCUCCGAGUGCAAAUAAUGAAUUUGAAGGAAGAGGAGCUGAAGAAAUCAAUGCAGAAUUAAUUUCCACUCUCAGAAAUCAAUUAAAAAAUUCAUUUGCUGUGGAUUGGACUAAAUUAUGUAUAGUGAAAGGAAAGCAAUGUUGGAUUUUAUAUGUAGAUUGUAUUGUGUUAGAUUCUGCUGGUAAUUUAUUCGAUGCUCUUGCUAUUGCUACAAGAGCUGCUCUCUAUAAUACUAGAAUACCUAAAAUUGAGGUUAUGGAAAUUUCCCCAACAGAAACAGAAUUUGAAGUGAGUGAUGACCCACAUGAAUAUUCAAGAAUUGAUUGUAGUAAUAUACCAAUUUCUGUUACUUUGGGAAAGAUUGGUUCUAAAUUCAUUGUUGAUCCAUCCUUGGAAGAAGAAGAAUGUAUUUCAAAUCGUAUGACUGUUUCUGUAAAUAAGAAGGGCCACAUUUGUUCAAUUAAAAAGAGUGGCAAAGAUUCUGGUGUUAAUCCAAGUGAAUUGACUAAAAUGCUUCAAACAGCUAGAAAGAUUGGUUCUACACUUUUGGAAGAAUUGGACAAGUUAUUGGAAAAGGAAGAAAAGGUCACUACAAAACAAGGGUUUUUCACAGAUUAA
Molecule: messenger RNA, 870 nt
Organism: Naegleria gruberi
Lineage: Eukaryota; Heterolobosea; Eutetramitea; Acrasida; Naegleriidae
Exons: 1
Coding region: 1-870 (289 amino acids)
Biological process (GO): U4 snRNA 3'-end processing; U5 snRNA 3'-end processing; nuclear polyadenylation-dependent mRNA catabolic process
Cellular component (GO): nuclear exosome (RNase complex); cytoplasmic exosome (RNase complex)
Source: RefSeq, a predicted model, not a curated record